Messenger RNA from Mucor velutinosus, 2541 nucleotides. RefSeq lists its product as uncharacterized. The record is from RefSeq and is a predicted model, not a curated record. Bases 1 to 2541 code for a protein of 846 amino acids. Lineage: Eukaryota; Fungi; Mucoromycota; Mucoromycetes; Mucorales; Mucoraceae. The transcript is spliced from 2 exons.
AUGGAACUUCCAACUCGCGAUGUUUUGUUGUCUCUGCUCACUCAUGCUCCCAAGUCUAAAAGUCCUGGUCUUGGCGGUUUGCCUUUUGAAUUGUAUCAAUAUCUUGCUGGUGUUUCUACUGAUUUUCUUGACUUGCUUGUGGAUGUGUUGGGUGCAGCUUUUUCUGGUGUGUUUCCUCCUUCGUGGCAACAAACUCGCAUGGUCUUAUUGUUCAAGAAGGGUGACCCUCAGUUGUUGGUUAACUGGAGACCUUUGUCCUUAAUUAACAGUGAUGCCAAGUUAUUUACAAAGCUCAUUGCUAAUCGUAUGAACAAAGUGUUGCCAAAGUUAAUCAACCCUUAUCAAACUGGUUUUCUCCCUCAUCGUCUGAUCUCUGACAAUGGCUGGUUAAAUCAGUUGUUGAUGUCUCACUUGCGUGUUGUUGCUCCUGAUUUACCUCAAGUUGCUGUUUUGUUGGAUCAAGAGAAGGCGUAUGAUCGGGUUCAUCCUGAAUAUCUUUGUCGUGUGUUGCUCCGGUUUGGUUUUCCUGGUGAUCCUCUCUCUCCAUUGUUGUUCAAUCUGGCAUUUGAGCCUUUGCUUCGUUCUCUUCUUGCUUGUCCUGGUCUUUCUGGUGUUACUCUGUCUCCUGUUGAUAUCCCACGUAAAUGGAAGCCUUUACCGGUCGAAGUUCGUGUGGAUCAUGGUACUGGUGCCCGGAAUUGGACUUUGGACUUUGCUAGUGGCUCUGUUGCUCCUCCUCCUGUCAAGAUUCUGAGCUAUGCGGAUGAUCUUGAGGUGUUUUUGUCUUCGCCAGAGGAGUGGUCUGUGCUGUUGUCUGUUCUUGAUCUGUAUGGCCGAGCAUCUAAUGCGAAAGUCAAUAUCAGCAAGACAGUGUUGGUGUCGUUGUCUGGUGUGUCUCACUCUGCUUGGGUUGCUUUGGCUGAUUCUACUGGUCUCCAGUGGCAUGACGCUCACUCUCGUGGUGCAGUACGUUACUUGGGUUAUCCCUUGUAUCAUACUGAAAGUCAACUUCAAGACUAUCUUGAUGGUGUCUUGGUGAAGGUCCAGCGACACAGUAACUUGUUGAAACAAAGGAAUCUCUCCAUUAGGGGAGCAGGACUAGUGGCUAACUCGUUACUGUUGUCAAAGGUAUAUCAUUUGUUGCGUGUUGUUCCUGGUGGUGCUACUACUGCGUCGUGGUUGAAGUCUCUCACUACGGUGGUCCGUGAGUAUCUGAUGUCCUUUCGCCCUGGUGUUGCUUGGUCUACUUUGUGUCUCCCCCGCAAGUUUGGUGGUGUUGGUCUCGUGGAUAUAGCAGAUCAAAGCUUAGCUUUGCAUCUUGUCUAUUUGCAACGUUUGUUGCGUCCACCCUCUCCCAGUGAUUUUGUCUCCUCUUGGUUGGUGUAUGCUUUUCAAGUUUACACUGGUCAUAAGUCCAUCUUGCCGUGGUUUUGUUUUCCUGGUCUUUACCAGUCUCGUGUGUCUUCUGUGCCUGCUCUAACACAUCUUGGAAAGCUUCUGUUGAGAUUGCCAAAGCUAGUUCCUUCCUCUGGUUGGUCUGCUAGGUGGUUUCUUGAUCUUCCCUUGUGUUCUGUACUCAGUACUGUGCCUUCUGUUCGUCCUCCUCGUGAUCCAUCAUCUCUUGAUCCUCGUUUUUUGGUGUCGGAUGUCUCUUUCUGGCAACCUGAUUUAGGUAUAGUUGAUGGUGUCACCUCUCAUCUUGCUUGGUCAUCUCGUGUUUUGCGCCCUGUUUUUCUUGCCUUGAACCGUGAUCGUGGUCCUGUCUCUCUGGUAUUCCCGCCUGUCAUGGAUAGUAAGAUAGUCUUGUCCCAAGCAGACUAUUUUGCUAUGCCCCGUUCUGAUGGUGCUACCUCUUGGAUGCCAGAUUGUACUCAUUGGACUGUCUCCAACUCGUCUCGUUCUGCUGCUCCGGUUGCUCGUCUCUCUCUUGGUGCUUUGCGAAGGUAUUGGCACCCUGCAAAGGGUACCAUUACCUCUCGUAUGGGUCCUCCCUUGAAGUUGCCUGCUCAUUUGUUGCUGUCUCCUGCUUUGUGGCGUACUUUCUGGUCCCUGGAAAUGCCUGCAAAGGCUUUCACACCUUGGUGGCGAUUGCUACAUGACCGUGUUCCGCACCGUUCGUGGUGCCAUAAGAUUAUGCCUACAAAAGUUCUGUCUCCUGCUUGUGCUCUUUGCGGUUUCUCUACAGAGGACCUUUACCAUUUCGUGGUGGGUUGCCAUGUCAAGUCAUUUUUCUGGCAGGAUGUAGUCUCUUUGUUGUCACUUCAAGAGCUACUCCCCUCUGCUUCUUCUAUUUGGUUGGCGCUGACUACCUUUUGUAGUGGUUCGGAUUUGUUGGUGAUCGAUGAGGAUGUUCUGAUUGCUCUUGGUGCUGCUUACAGUACACUUUGGAAGUAUCAUUGGCGAUGCGUCAUAGACGAGGAGCCUUGGAUAGCUUCUGCUGCUAUCAACAUGGUCCGUCAAGACCAUGGUAUACUCUUUUCUUCUCUUUCUUUGGCAAGUGUUCAAGCUGGCACCUUGGCCUUGCCUGUAAACUCUGUAUAG